CUUCUCCCAACUCCUAUCUUCCGAUCGUUUUUGAUCCCGAACCCUUCUCCCAACUCCUCAUCUCACGCGGCCUUCUCCAUCCAACUCCUCUCCGGCGAACCACUCCUCCGAACUCCUCUCCGUCAAGACCACACCUUCGUCAAGCGGCAGAUCCCGGUGCUGAGGCGAUCAACCACGACAGAUCGACCCCCUCUCUUCAUCUCCUUCGCCCCCGACGAAGGUAUGUUGCUACCGCUGUUUUUCUUGGGGCCUAAAAUCGAAGUCUCGUUAGGGGAAUUCGGAUCCUUCGGCAGCCUCUCUUCCCUCCGGCGAACGUUCACUGCGCUUAGGGUAGAGCAGGCGCAUCAACUCUCUUCUUCAUCUGCAUCGCCAAGCUACCCUUUGCUUAGCCAAUUCCCUUGCUAUUGGGUUCACCUGCAAGUAAUCCUCGCGCGCUGAUCUCUUCUCGCUAUCAGAAGGUCCUUUCUUAGGUUCUUCUCCACUGAUUAUCUUCUCUUGUCGUUCUUUGUUUACUCGGUAAUGUUGAACUUGAGCUCUUGGGGAUCUUAGUUAAUGGUUGCCUGUGGGUGGGAAAGUUGCUCUUUUUUUGUCUUCUUGUUGUAGUGUUUUAGGGCUUUGUUUCUGAGGUGAUGGUUCUUGGUGUUAGGGAUUCUUGGUGAUCUAUUUUCUCCCUUGUGAUCGGCAGUUUUGAUGGAUAUACAUUGUUUCUUUAAUUCUUUCAGGUGUUAGUUAAACUUCGAAUUGUAGAGCAAGUUUUCCUUUUAAUUCUGUCUAUUGUUGGUUCAGGAUAGAUUCUAAACAUGAGCCGUGUCUUUCUAGAGAAGAAUGUAAGUGAUCAAUAUAAUUGUUCGGAUAGAUGGGUGAAAUUAUUUCAUCUGCUGUAUGAUUUUAGAUGAGAAUGAUGGUGGAUUUAAGAUCAGUAACCCUCUUCUUUUGGUCAGAGAAUCUCCUGGAAUUUGAUUUCUAGGGUUUCUUUAGAUUGUAAAAUGUUACUUCUGUUUACAGACUGCGAUUGAAUUGUGAUGCCUUAUCUGAGAAAGGUCAAGGUGAGCGUCAUAAAGAAAACGUGUAAAUGUUAACCACAGAGUAAACACCUUGACUCUCCCAACCACACGCGAUCUGCUUGUCAAGUAUGCACUGAGGAUGGCAAUCACUUCCUACUCUAGGAAGAAUAUGAAACAUAGAAAAGGGGGAAAAACUUUGUCCCAAGAAACAAAGGUAGCAGUGAUCAAAGGUGUAGAACUUGGGCCACCUUAUACAACUGGAGAAAAUCUUAUUACAAAUGCAAGUAACUCCAAAUUCUUUUGAGGAAAAAUGGUCCUGUUAGAUAAGCUGUUGCCUAAACUGAAGGAACGAGAUUCCAGAGUUCUAAUAUUUUCACAGAUGACUAGACUUCUGGACAUACUGGAAGAUUACUUGCUAUAUCGUGGUUACCAAUAUUGCCGGAUUGAUGGGAAUACUGGGGGAGAAGAACGGGAUGCUUCCAUUGAAACAUUUAAUCAACCUGGAAGCCAAAAGUUCAUUUUCUUACUUUCUACAAGAGCUGGUGGAUUGGGAAUUAAUCUUGCUACAGCAGAUGUUGUCAUUCUCUAUGAUAGUGACUGGAAUCCACAAGUUGAUUUGCAAGCACAGGAUCGUGCUCAUAGAAUUGGGCAAAAGAAAGAAGUUCAAGUGUUCCGUUUCUGUACUGAGUUUGCAAUUGAGGAGAAAGUGAUAGAGAGAGCAUAUAAGAAGCUUGCACUUGAUGCCUUGGUUAUUCAACAAGGAUGAUUAGCAGAAUAGAAAACUGUUAAUAAAGAUGAACUUCUACAAAUGGUUAGAUUUGGUGCUGAAAUGGUUUUUAGCUCCAAGGACAGUACAAUAACUGAUGAGAAAAUCAAUCGUAUCAUAGCUAAAGGAGAAGAAGCGACUGCUGAACUUGAUGUGAAAAUGAAAAAGUUUACAGAGGAUGCGAUAAAGUUUAAGAUGGAUGAUAGUAUGCUGACUCCUUUCUGAUAGCAAUUCCUAGAUAUUUCCUUGGAUGACUUAUGUAAUUUCUGUUUUUUGUUACAGCUGCUGACUUGUUACGCGAUCUGAAUUCUAUUAUUUUGGUAUGAGUUUGAAAUCA
Molecule: messenger RNA, 2107 nt
Organism: Zingiber officinale
Lineage: Eukaryota; Viridiplantae; Streptophyta; Magnoliopsida; Zingiberales; Zingiberaceae
Product: ISWI chromatin-remodeling complex ATPase CHR11-like
Exons: 7
Coding region: 1315-1770 (151 amino acids)
Biological process (GO): nucleosome organization; regulation of transcription by RNA polymerase II
Cellular component (GO): chromatin; nucleus
Molecular function (GO): chromatin binding; ATP-dependent chromatin remodeler activity; DNA binding
Source: RefSeq, a predicted model, not a curated record